Molecule: messenger RNA, 519 nt
Organism: Macadamia integrifolia
Lineage: Eukaryota; Viridiplantae; Streptophyta; Magnoliopsida; Proteales; Proteaceae
Exons: 1
Coding region: 1-519 (172 amino acids)
Source: RefSeq, a predicted model, not a curated record
AUGACUUCCCAAUUGUCUUCCAUCAAAGUUCUGAAUGGUUCCAAUUUUGAGGAGUGGAUAGACUCUCUUACUGUGUCUCUUGUAAUCAUGAGACUCGAUUAUGCCCUGAGAAUUGAUAAGCCCCCCGAGCCCACAACUGAGAGUGAUGCUAAUGCAAAAGCACUCUAUGAAAAGUGGGAGGAGUCCAACAGAUUGUGCCUGAUUGUUAUGAAGCAUACUAUGGACAAGACUAUUAAGAAGAGUGUGCCUUCGAAAGAAAAUGCUAAGGAUUUCCUUGCAGCCGUUAAUACAAAGUUUACCAAAUUUGAUAAGGCUGAGAAAGGAACAUAUUUAGAGUGGUUAUCAUCCACUCGAUAUGAUGGCACAAGUGGAGUACAUGAUCACAUUAUGAAAAUGACCAAUUAUGCUGCCACAUUGGGCGAGAUGGAAGUGAAGAUAUCUGAUUCUUUCCUUGUGUGGCAAAUAAUGCAAUCGCUUCCAUCAUCGUUUGAUACUCUUAAGACCUCCUAUAAUGCAUAA